GCGCGGUCGCUGUGACAGGUCCUCUCUCUUUGUUUUUACAUGGACAAGUCAGUGCACGCUUGCCUUGCUCGCGCGGCUUGUACGGUGUUCAUUUCCUUAUAUAGCAAAACGGAGUACCGGUGAGAGAAGCUGCAUUAUCAUGACCACGAGAAUUACCCAGGAAAUUUACGACGAAGAAAUCAGGGAAUUGAUGGAAGGUCUCGGCCUGUCCGAGGAGGAAGCCAUCCAGGAUGCUAUCAAGUGCUUCGAAAUGAAGGGGGUAGAUUUGAACAACAUCGUCACAGAUUCGGUUCUUGAGGACAAAUACAAGGAGAUAAUAACGUGUCUGGAGCGAUUAACGUGCGCUUUGAAUGACAAGAGUUAUGAAUGCGUGCCCGAGACGUUGCAAGAAUUGCGAACUGAAUUGGAUAAGGAUAUCGGAUACAAAGUUUUCGCAGCUAAACGCAAAUGCUAUAACAUUUUGAUCAAUCUUCUGAAAGAUUGUGAGAAGAAUCAUGCGAUAGUUAAAUCUACGCUGGAGACACUCACUUCAUUAAUGUCCGGCUAUCCGGAUUUAUUGGACGACGAAGGAAUCGCGUUGCAAACACAACUUUUAGAAAGGCAUUGCGAUACUGUAACAUUACAAUGCUUACUGCGCUGGAUACGAGAAUGCUGUAUAAAGCAUGAACUGAACAGGCAAAGGAUCUUUGAGACCAAUGUCUUCGAGAAACUUAAGAAGAUAUUAAUGCGCACGGACGUGGGUGCGCUUGAGGUAAAGGAUGCAUGUUCGGUAAUCAGAGCAUUAGUUCUGGACGAUGAUAUUCGACACGAGUAUGGAAAAGCACACGAACAUGCAACUGUCAUGGCAAAGGGUGCUCUCGAUGUCAUCACGGGAUUAUUAAAAAGAUUUAAGAAGGAAACUAAAGUCAUAGGCGAUUUAAUGAUCACAUUAGCUGCAUUGGUUGUUCGAAAUGAAUUUUGUCAAGAAGUUGAGGAUGCAGGAGGAUUAAAAUUCAUUUUGGAUAUAAUGACUGAAUAUCCAGAUUCUGAAAAAUUGAAUUGGCAAGCUCUGAAGCUGCUCAAGGCGCUUGCUGGCAAUGACAAUGUGAAAUCUCACAUUGUGACUUCCGGAUGUGCACCUUUAAUCGUAUCUGUUAUCAGUAGAAUGAAAAGAUCGGAGAAUGUCGUGGCUGCAGGAUUAAGUUGUAUAUCAGCGUUAUCUUUACGAAGCACUUCGAAUUCUGGUGUCUUCUACGAUUGCGGUGCGGCCCAAGUAAUUGUAGAUGCUAUGAAGGCUUAUCCUAAUAAUAUAAAUAUUUUAAAACAAGCCUCUUGGGCGAUUAGAAAUAUGUCGGUACGAAAUAAAUCUGAAUCCAAGGAGUUUUUAAUGUAUGGUGUCGAGGAAGUGCUACGAGAUGCAAUACAUUUACAUGGUCUCAAAUUGGAGGAUAAUGCAAAAGCCGCAUUGAGAGAUCUAGGUCUAAAAGUAGAUCUCAAAGAAAGAUGGACAGGAAAAGGCAUUAGCUUGAACAAUGAGCACUAUUAAUCAUCUUUGACAGCAAUACCACGGUCAAAAAUCAUAGAAUCUAAUUAUUACUAUUAUUUACCACAAGGACUUUGAUCUAAUUUGGAUCUUGUAUUUUGUUUUAUCUCACCUCGCAAUACUAUACAUUAUUUGAUAAGAGUUUUACUUAAUAUAAAUAAUAAGAUUUAUAGAUAAUAAUAUUUUUAUGCUCAACGUAAUAAAAAGCAUUUUAGAUUUUAUAAAAUUGACAAACAUUAUUUUGAUUCUAAAGGAGAUUCCAUAAAAUUUUAGCAAUAUAGUUGUGAUUGAAAUUAUAUUUUUAAUUUAGAAAAUA
Molecule: messenger RNA, 1838 nt
Organism: Pogonomyrmex barbatus (red harvester ant)
Lineage: Eukaryota; Metazoa; Arthropoda; Insecta; Hymenoptera; Formicidae
Product: armadillo repeat-containing protein 6 homolog
Biological process (GO): hematopoietic progenitor cell differentiation
Molecular function (GO): protein binding
Source: RefSeq, a predicted model, not a curated record